Geosmithia morbida is the source of this 1767-nucleotide messenger RNA. Its product is annotated as deoxyribodipyrimidine photo-lyase. The record is from RefSeq and is a predicted model, not a curated record. The coding region runs from base 1 to 1767 and encodes 588 amino acids. Gene Ontology annotation, molecular function: DNA binding; FAD binding. The transcript is spliced from 2 exons. Gene Ontology annotation, biological process: entrainment of circadian clock by photoperiod; circadian regulation of gene expression. Gene Ontology annotation, cellular component: nucleus; cytoplasm. NCBI's taxonomy places the organism in Eukaryota, Fungi, Ascomycota, Sordariomycetes, Hypocreales, Bionectriaceae.
AUGCCCUCCCACGCCAAACGCAAGUCAGCCUCCCCGCCCAACGGCCACAAUACUAAAAAGGCGAAGAAGAUUGGCGGUGGUACGUCCUCGCACCAGCAUCAUCCUCUUGCAGAGGAGGCAGAGGAGCACGGAAUCGUCCUGCGCAAGUACUACCCUCCUGAGAUGAGCAAUGCUCGCGCCCAGGCCUACACGGAUCAGGAGUUACCCCGACCGAUUGAGGAGCUACAAGCGGCGCUCGAGGAGACGGCCAAAGAGCGGAAGGCCGUCAAACCAGACAAGGCCAUGGUGCACUGGUUCAAGAUGGACCUGCGACACGCGGACAAUACAUCCCUCGCGCUGGCCAGCCGGCGGGCCCAGGAGGCUGGCGUUCCGCUUGUAUGCAUGUACCUUGUCAGCCCCCAGGACUUCGAGGCGCACUUGCUCUCGCCAGCCCGAGUGGACUUUAUGCUGCGGUCGCUGGCUGUCCUCCAGAGAGAUGUUGAAAAUCUGGACAUCCCGCUGUACGUGGAGACGGUGGACAAGAGGAACGAGGUGCCUGACCGCGUGCUCGAGCUCAUGGGCGAGUGGGGUGCCAAUCACCUCUUUUGCAACAUGGAGUACGAGGUCGAUGAGCUGCGCAGGGAAGCAUACAUGGUUCGCGACCUGUCCGAGAAUGGAAAGUCGUUCGAGGUGGUGCACGAUACGUGCGUGGUGCCCCCGGGGAGCCUGCACACGGGCGCGGGGAAGCAGUAUGCCGUCUACUCGCCCUGGUUCAGGGCCUGGCUGGCCCACGUGCACGAUAACCUCGGCCUGCUAGAACUGCGUGAGCCCCCCGUGGCAAAUCCGAAGAGUGCGCGCAAGGAUUUCGCAAAGCUGUUCGGCUGCACGAUACCCGCACCGCCCAAGGACAAAUCCUUCAUCUCGGACGAACAGAAGAAGCGCAUGCAUUCCCUCUGGCCAUCCGGGGAGCACGAGGCACUUGCACGCCUGGAAACGUUCUGUAAGAGGAAGAUUGGGGAGUAUGCUGACGCACGAAACACUCCUUCGGCAGACGGCACGUCGUGCAUGUCAGUGCAUCUCGCCAGCGGGACAGUCAGCUCGAGGACGUGCAUCCGCACAGCGAGGGACAGGAACACGACCAAGAAGCUCAAUGGCGGCAAAAAUGGCAUCGCCAACUGGAUCGGAGAAGUGGCCUGGCGGGACUUUUACAGGCACGUCCUCGUCGCCUGGCCUCAUGUCUGUAUGAACAAGCCGUACAAGCCUGCCUACUCGAACAUUGCCUGGUCCUACGACAGGGAGCACUUCUCCGCGUGGUGCGAUGGUCGCACGGGCUUCCCCAUUGUCGACGCGGCCAUGCGCCAGCUCAAUAGCACGGGGUACAUGCACAACCGGUGCCGGAUGAUUGUUGCAUCGUUCCUGUCCAAGGACCUGCUUAUCGACUGGCGCAUGGGCGAGCGUUAUUUCAUGGAGCACCUAGUCGAUGGGGAUUUCGCGAGCAACAAUGGUGGCUGGGGGUUCAGCGCGAGCGUUGGGGUAGAUCCCCAACCCUACUUUCGCAUAUUCAACCCGCUGCUGCAAAGUGAGAGGUUCGACCGCGACGGUGAGUAUAUUCGCAAGUGGGUGCCUGAGCUGGCCAAUGUCGAGGGAAAUGCCAUCCAUGAGCCUUAUGCUCGGGGAGCUGGGGUCGAGGCGAAGAAGGCGGGAUAUCCGGAGCCAAUUGUUGAGCACAGGGGGUGUCGGGAACGGGCGCUGGGUGCGUACAAGAAUGGUCUGGAGAGUGGCAUGUAA